Messenger RNA from Tauraco erythrolophus (red-crested turaco), 1176 nucleotides. The record is from RefSeq and is a predicted model, not a curated record. Lineage: Eukaryota; Metazoa; Chordata; Aves; Musophagiformes; Musophagidae.
GAAUUGGGCAACUGUACAUGAUAAGCAAGCACAGCCAUGAGCAGAGUGACCGAGGUGAAGGUGUGGAAGUGGUGCAGAAUGAACCCUAUGAAGAUCCAAACCAUGGCAAUGGUCAGCUAACAGAAAAACGGGUCUAUCUCAACAGCAAACUGCCUAGCUGGGCAAGAGCAGUUGUUCCCAAAAUAUUUUAUGUUACAGAGAAGGCUUGGAAUUAUUAUCCUUACACCAUCACAGAAUACACAUGUUCAUUUUUGCCUAAAUUCUCCAUUCAUAUAGAGACAAAAUAUGAGGACAACAAAGGAAGCAAUGACAGUAUUUUUGACAAAGAAGCUAAAGAUCUGGAGCGAGAAGUCUGCUUCAUUGAUAUUGCCAGCGAUGAAAUUCCAGAGCGCUAUUACAAAGAAUCCGAGGAUCCAAAAUAUUUCAAGUCGCAGAAGACUGGGAGAGGCCAAUUGAAAGAAGGCUGGAGAGAGACUCAUCAGCCAAUUAUGUGUUCCUACAAACUCGUGACUGUCAAAUUUGAGGUCUGGGGACUUCAAACCAGAGUAGAGCAAUUUGUACACAAGGUGGUCAGAGAUAUACUAUUGAUCGGGCACCGGCAGGCUUUUGCCUGGGUUGAUGAGUGGUACGAUAUGACUAUGGAUGAUGUUCGAGAAUACGAGAAAAAUAUGCAUGAAAAAACCAACAUUAAAGUUUGCAACCAGCAUUCAUCUACUGUGGAUGAAAUAGAGAGCCAUGCCAAAGCAAGAACAUGACAAUGGAUGAAGUCCGAGAGUUUGAACGAGCAACUCAGGAAGCUACCAACAAGAAGAUUGGGAUUUUCCCACCUGCAAUAUCUAUCUCUAACAUUUCCAUGCCUUCUUCAACUCGCAGUGCUCCAUCUAGUGCUCCAUCAACUCCUCUCUCCACAGAUGCUCCUGAAUUCCUAACAGUUCCCAAAGACCGGCCUCGGAAAAAGUCCGCUCCAGAAACUCUCACUCUUCCAGAUCCAGUGAAAAAAAACCUUUAAGUUAACCCAGCAUGUUUCCUCCUGAUAAGCCAUGUCUGCCACAGCAAGAGUGACAUAACUCAGUUUCUGCAAAGGUCAUGGUGGUUUGUUGGUUGUUUUUUGCUUAAAAUAAUCCUACUGGUGUGGAAAGAUUACUUAUUUCCUCAGGCUUGAUCCUUAAAACCUUC